Molecule: messenger RNA, 1582 nt
Organism: Saprolegnia diclina VS20
Lineage: Eukaryota; Oomycota; Saprolegniomycetes; Saprolegniales; Saprolegniaceae
Exons: 2
Coding region: 59-1552 (497 amino acids)
Source: RefSeq, a predicted model, not a curated record
CUCAAUUUGGACUGGCGGGAUUAAAUUUAGUAGCCAACCGGUGCAAAACCGACUGAGGAUGGACGACGAUACCGACGAGCUCGAGCGACACUGGGCAGCGCGUGUCCUUCAGCAAACGUGGCGAGAUUACACGGACCGGCAGUGGGCAAAAUGGCGGGCGCUUCAUACCACCGACGACGACGGCGACAACAGUCGUGCAUGCAAUUCAACGUCAAGUGCGAGACUUAACAGUGACAACGACGACGACGAAUCGCUCGUCGAUGACGCGCCGAGUAGCGGCAACAAUCCGCUGGAGUCGGCGCGCAGUGCAUCGGCCGAUCUUAGUGCGGCGCACGAAGCGCUCCUUGCGCAGCUCGAAGCCGACCCCGCGUACCAAUCGCUCGCGGCCACCGAGGUGGCGCUGGACGACCAAGUCCACUUUCUCCAGCAGCAGCAAGCUGCCGUCGCGAUGCAGCAGCGGCAGUUCCGACUACGGCAACUCGCAAAAGAAAAGGAGGAAAAGCAACGGCGCAAGCUAGCACGACAGCGCGCAAAAGAGCUGGCGCAGCGUCGCGCGGAAGAAGAAGAGAAGUUCCACACGCUUGAGACCAUGGCGAUCAUUCGGGACGUCGACUUUUCCAAGCGCGCGCCGACCAAGAAGGCCAAGCCGAAACCCCGACCGGCGCCCGCCAUGCCACCCCCCCUGGCGGUCGCGGAGAUCGCGCCCGUGAUGAAGAUAUACCCCCGCCUACCAAAUUUAGCGGCUACCACCAAAGGCACGGCGCGCAGCGCGGCGGCCGAAGUCGACGAGCCCCCGCCUAAAAUUGAUCACACCAAGAAGACGAUUGCGUGCUACGCCCAAGACCUCACGCCGCUUCUGAACGGCGAAAAGCCCAAGCGUGUCAAAGUUGCACUGCCAAAGAAGGAAAAGCAUCGCAAGCCGCGCGUCUCCUCCAAGGCCACCAAGCCUGCACCAAGCAACCAAGUCGACGAGCCGCCAUUCUCCGCGGUCCAAGCCGACGUGGUGCCCCCCGCGAUUCGCGUCCCAAAAAAAAACGAGUAUGGCAAGUCAGCCAUGACGUCGGCGCCGUUGACGGCCGAGAUCAAGCACUUGUCGUGGAUGACGACGCUUCAAAAGGAAUUUGACCAAGUCGUUCUACAGUCGCCCAGCGAGCCGCCACCGCCCUUGUCGUCGUUUGCGCAAAGUCUUGCAUCGACGCCGGCCUCGUCGACGCUGUCACCGCGGAUACCGCUGGCACUUGGUAUGAAAGGGCAGCACAAUGCUUCACUGCUGACGACGACGACAAACGCGCCAAGUGCAUCCACCGACGCGGAUGCACAUGCAGCGUUGGCCGCGCGGCGUGAGUUUCUUCUGGGCAAAUAUGGGAAAAGCCAAACACCCGACCAACCGCUCGUUGCCGACACGACCGAUCGGCUGCAGUCGAUUCUGAACAAAUACAAGGCAGUGACAAGCUCCGUAGCGGACGACCGAACGUCCAUCACGCCCUCGAGUACACAGAGCCUCUUGGCAAAAUAUGCAGGCGCGAGUCUUGUCGGCGGUAAUAGAGCAUAGCCAUCAGGAUAUGAUGUUGUGAUUUUGGGA